Molecule: messenger RNA, 3154 nt
Organism: Misgurnus anguillicaudatus (oriental weatherfish)
Lineage: Eukaryota; Metazoa; Chordata; Actinopteri; Cypriniformes; Cobitidae
Gene: hkdc1
Product: hexokinase domain containing 1
Biological process (GO): carbohydrate phosphorylation; intracellular glucose homeostasis; glucose 6-phosphate metabolic process
Cellular component (GO): cytosol; mitochondrion
Molecular function (GO): D-glucose binding; ATP binding; glucokinase activity
Source: RefSeq, a predicted model, not a curated record
UGAUUUAGCCAAGAAAGGGGAGGGAGAAGCAUAUGCUUGUGUAUGGAAUAAAACCUUUGAGGAAAACUGUCCUCCACACACAAGUGAGAAGCCUCUUGGUGUACAAGAGAGUUAGAUUUAGGCACAAAGGUGCUUUGUUUAAUUUUGAUGAUACUUUAAAAGUUUUAUAAUACAAGGACACCAUCUGCUUCAGGAAGUCAAGAUGUUUGCGGUGCAUUUGUUGUCAUUUUAUUUCACAAAGCUCCAGGAGGAUCAGAUUAAGAAGGUGGACAGAUAUCUGUAUGCAAUGCGCCUGUCUAAUGAUCAGCUGGUAGAUAUAUCAGCUCGGUUUCGUCUGGAGAUGGAGAAAGGACUAUCAAGUGAAAGCAAUGCUGCUGCCUCAGUGAAGAUGCUCCCAACUCACGUGUAUUCAACUCCUGAUGGCUCAGAACGGGGAGAAUUCCUAGCACUGGAUCUGGGAGGCUCAAAAUUCAAAGUACUACAGGUGAAGGUUUCAGAUAAUGGGAAGAGAAACGUUCAGAUGGAGAGUGAAACGUAUCCGAUUCCUGAAGAGAUCAUGAAUGGAAAAGGUUCAGAGCUUUUUGAGCAUGUGGCAGAAUCUUUGAAAGCUUUUCUACAGAAGCACGACAAUAAGCAGAAGAGAAAACCUCUCGGCUUGACUUUUUCUUUCCCUUGUGCCCAAUCUAAAAUAAAUGAGGCUGUCUUACUGUCAUGGUCAAAGAAUUUCAAGGCCAGAGGUGUUCAAGGUGCAAAUGUGGUGCAGUCAUUAAGAGAUGCAAUGAAGGAAGUUGGGGGUGUUGAUGUGGAUAUCCUAGCUAUAGUCAAUGACACAGUUGGGACCAUGAUGACCUGUGGAUAUGAUGACCAUAACUGUGAAGUGGGAGUUAUUAUAGGUACCGGCACUAAUGCGUGUUACAUGGAGGAGAUGAGACACAUUGACAUGGUGGAGGGAGAUGAAGGCAGAAUGUGUAUCAACACUGAAUGGGGAGCAUUUGGAGAUGAUGGGGUGCUUGAUGACUUCAUCACAGAUUUUGACCGUGAAAUUGAUGCUGCCUCAGUUAAUCCAGGAAAACAGCUUUUUGAAAAGAUGAUCAGUGGAAUGUAUAUGGGAGAGCUUGUGAGACUGAUCCUGCUGAAGAUGGCCAAGAAGGGUUUGCUCUUUAAUGGCCAGGUCACGGAUGAUCUCCGAACCAAGGGGAAAUUUCAGACCAGCUAUAUCUGCUUGAUUGAACAGUAUAAAAGUGGUUUGGAAAACACCAGGGACAUCUUAACACAACUGGGACUUAAUCCAUCAGAUGAUGACUGCAUCGCCGUCCAGCACGUCUGCACCAUUGUUUCCUUCAGAUCGGCUAAUUUGGUUGCCGCCGCCUUGGCUGCCAUUCUCACACGGAUCAGAGAAAACAAGAAGCUGAAGACCCUCAGGACCACUGUAGGAGUCGAUGGAACGCUCUACAGAACACAUCCACAGUACUCCAAGAGACUUCAUAAAGUGGUCAGAUAUCUGGUAUCUGACUGUCACGUGCGCUUUGUACUAUCCGAAAGUGGCAGCGCAAAAGGUGCUGCCAUGGUAACUGCAGUGGCACAGCGGUUAGCUGCACAGCGUCAGAAGGUCGAUGACACCCUGGCGACUUUUGCGUUAGACUUCACGCAGCUCCAGGAAAUCAAGGAGAAGAUGCACAUUGAAUUGGAGCGAGGUUUAAAGAAAGAGACGCACUCCACAGCUUCUGUCAAAAUGCUCCCGACAUUUGUUUACAGGACUCCAGAUGGGACAGAGAGAGGAAAGUUCCUUGCCCUGGAUCUCGGAGGAACCAACUUCCGUGUGUUGGUGGUUAAGUUACGUACUGGCAUACGUAAUUCUGUCCGGAUGUACAACAAGAUUUAUGCCAUCCCACUGGAAAUCAUGCAAGGCACCGGAGAGGAGCUGUUUGACCACAUUGUUCAGUGUAUCUCUGAUUUCCUGGACUACAUGGGUAUGAAGAACACCCGCUUACCUCUUGGCUUCACCUUCUCUUUCCCAUGCAGUCAAUCGGGUAUUGAUAAGGGAUCUUUAGUGAGCUGGACAAAAGGCUUUAAAGCAACAGACUGUGAGGGGACUGAUGUUGUGGAUAUGCUGAGAGAGGCCAUCAAAAGACGAAAUGAAUUUGACCUAGAUAUUGUUGCUCUAGUGAAUGACACAGUUGGCACAAUGAUGACAUGUGCAUAUGAGGACCCCAAAUGCCAGAUUGGUCUUAUUGCUGGAACGGGCAGCAACGUAUGUUACAUGGAAGAGAUGAAGAACAUUGAGUUUUUGGAUGGUGAUGAGGGACAGAUGUGUAUAAACACAGAAUGGGGGGGUUUCGGGGAGAACGAUAAUAUUGAAGACAUCCGAACCAGAUACGACAGAGAGGUGGAUGAAGGAUCACUGAAUGUGGGAAAACAAAGGUUUGAGAAAAUGACCAGUGGAAUGUAUCUGGGAGAGAUUGUGAGGCAGAUCCUCAUUGACCUUACAAGACAAGGUCUUCUGUUUCGAGGUCGCAUCACAGAGAGAUUGAAGACCAAAGGCAUCUUUGAGACCAAGUUUCUCUCACAGAUUGAGAGUGACCGCUUGGCACUGCUGCAAGUGAGGAGUGUACUCCAGCAUUUGGGUUUGGACAGCACGUGUGAUGACAGUAUUAUUGUCAAAGAAGUGUGUGGAGCUGUUUCACGCCGGGCAGCUCAGCUCUGUGGAGCAGGCAUGGCAGCCGUUGUGGACAAAAUCAGAGAAGAUCGUGGGCUGGAUCAUCUUGAAAUAACUGUAGGAGUGGAUGGUACACUUUACAAGUUACAUCCACACUUCUCCACAAUCUUGAAGGACACUGUCAGACAGCUCGCUCCUAAGUGUAAGGUGGAUUUUAUCUUAUCAGAGGAUGGCAGUGGAAAAGGGGCGGCUCUGAUCACAGCAGUUGCAAGGCAACACAAUGGAGAUAAGCAAGAUGUUCGCUAAACCCUGUUCACAGAAGCAUGUUCUUGUAUAAGAUGCUUUGUGCUGUUUUAUACGUAUUAUUUUAAUUCUGUGUACAUAAAAAUAAGUGCCCUUAUGGAUCUUGGCAUAUAGUGUUCAUUUUAUAGUUUUUUGUAGUAUUUUAUUAUUUUAAAAUGGGAUGAUUAGUGCAAUAAAGUUUGCAUCGCUACAAAA